Zymoseptoria tritici IPO323 is the source of this 1137-nucleotide messenger RNA. RefSeq lists its product as uncharacterized. The coding region runs from base 1 to 1137 and encodes 378 amino acids. The transcript has a single exon. NCBI's taxonomy places the organism in Eukaryota, Fungi, Ascomycota, Dothideomycetes, Mycosphaerellales, Mycosphaerellaceae. The record is from RefSeq and is a predicted model, not a curated record.
AUGGCUCAGGCUCUUGGUUUCAUCUUCGGCGGAGCAACCUUCCUUCCGCUGGCAAUACCUGUGGAGAGACCAGCGCCAGCCACCGGGGGCUCGACUGUCCAAAUCACGGUCGGGUCAGGCCCGAAUUCCCAAGCUGGCGGGAACGUACCUCAUAUUGCACUUUGGGAUGAUGAUGGCAACCGUAUCGGCCAAUACCACCCUAGGAAGACCGACAAGAUAGCGGAAGGCGAUAGUGGUGGCGGUCCAAUCAAUGUGCCCAACAAUCAGAAUGGCGGCAGGCCCGCUGACCCAUACUAUGUUAUGCUGAGCAACCUCCAGAACGAUGCGAUCUGCAUUUCUGCCGUCAGUGUGGCCAACAAUCAAGUGUCAGCUACUUUCUUUGGCGAUACUGGCUAUCAGUGCGGCCAGUCGUGGUUCCUGAGUGAACAUAGAAUUGGAGCGGACUUCGCCAAACCAAAAUGCGUCUGGCUCGACGGCGAUCAUUCCAAUGGCAUCAAUGCCCGAGCGCUCAGCUUCCACCUGAACGACAUGGCAGCCGCUUCAGACAAGUUGGCAGAGUACACCAGCAAUCCAGACACUCUGUGCAAAAGCACACCUCGGUUUUCCUUCUGGGGUAAUUUGCUUCCGGAUAGUCAGAUUCCAUUCUUCGACCCCAAGCUGGAAUACGACGUGGUUGCAACGGAUGAAGAAGGGAGAGGGUCAGGUGAAGGUGGAGAUAAAAAUCCACAGAGGGUCAUCGAUAAGCCGGGCCAAUACGACAAAUCGGUCUACCUGUUCCAGGGAGAAAAGCACAACACGAAACGAGAGACGCGGCGACGUCGCAACAUCAAAGUCCGUGGCUCCAACCAGGAUCCAGAGCACCUCAUAAUCACGGAUCAUCAAGAGGACGAUAUCCGCGAAGUGUGCGAAUCGUCCAGCUCACACGGUUUCGACAUCGUGUCCACGGUCCAGAAGCUGUACUGCGAUAUGGAGGAAAAGCAGUUGUAUCAAAUCUGUGACGAAGAGCAUGUCAAAGACAACUGCUUUGAUAUGGAGACGAAAUCCAUCAAGCCCAAAGACGGCAUUGGCGCGCGCGCUGAGUUCGCUGCGGCGGUGCCACAGAAGAACUACACUUCGCAGGCCUAUUGGAAGAACUGA